GGACCAUUACGCAUGCGCCGUAGAGAACUACAUCACCGCUUGGAAGAGACGCGAACAGAUGGUAUACAAAACCCAGAGUUUUCUGCCUUAUUUAUCGAAUUUCUGUCCUUAAACAAGAUCCAACUGACUUUUAGACAUUUCCAAAGGCUGUGGCGUGAUAGCUGCAUCUUUAACAAGGAGCCAAGAUGAUGGAGGAGGUUUCAAACGAGUCAGACUUUGACCUGGAGAUGGAGGGUCUGAGUCUGGAGAACCAGCCGGACGUGGAGCGCUGGCCUCCCGUGGGCGCCACGUCCUCCCCCACCCCGGGGGCGCAGGGGGGUGGGGACCAGCCCCACGUGAGCGAGAUCGAGCGCCUGCGAAUGUUGGAGCAGGAACAGGACCAGCUGAACUCUUCGUUACUGGCGCUCACCACGCACUUCGCUCAAGUACAGUUCAGACUCAAGCAGAUCGUCACAGCACCCACGGACGACAAGGAGGGUCUCCUGAAGGAACUGGAGGAGUUUGCCUUCCAAGGCUGCCCUGACGUACGCGGCUGUGUCACGCAGGACGCACAGAUCCUGGACGACAUGAGCGAGCGCGAACACGAGUUCCGUAUUCUGGAACAGCGCGAGAAACAACAGGAACUGAUCAAACAACUCAAGAACCAACUGGAAGAUUUAGAAGACUUUGCGUACAAGGAGGGAGCCAUCGACAUGCCCACAGCUGUCAUGCAGGAGAAACAGAAGGUCAUCAUUGACCAACUGACCAGUAAGAUGGACCUGGACAUCGACGGGCUGGACAAACUGUCCACAGAGGAGCUACGGCACAGGGUGGACAACGCCGUGGGGGAAAUUGUCAACCCUGCCAAGGUGAAAGAACAGGUGAUCCACCAGCUGAAGACACAGAUCACAGACUUAGAGAUGUUCAUCGAGUUUCUUCAAGAGAACGGGGGAGAUGUCGGACACGAGAAGGAGGGGUGUACCUGUCCUGUUCAUGGUGAGACCAGGAAAGGAAAUGCUCCUCCACAAAUCAAGGGCAAGGUGACGGGAAGUCCGGAGAUUUCCAAACAGGAUGGCCAGGCGCGCCUGAGGGCCACGACACAGGAGGCACAGAAGAAGAUCCGUGAGACCAGUCUGUCCAUCAUGAAGCGGGCGCUGACUGUUCUCCAGAUCUUUGCCGUGAGUCAGUUCGGCUGUGGCGGGAACAUCUUCCGCGACCACGUGAUUCCCACGGAGGACAGGAACAGCGAGUACAACUUUGACGAACUGCUGAGGGCGCUGGACCGAGCCGUCACAAACGUCUGCGAGAUGGCGAAGGUGCGGAACGAUGUUCCCGAUGACAGCGACUACCUCAGCGACUCCUCGGAGAGCCCAGUGCGAGGCCGCGAUGAGCUCACGAACAUCGUGAGGAGAGAACUGGCGCCGGCGCUGCGGGAUGUGUUCCAGCACGGCCUGAUGAAGGUCGGGCAGAGCAAGAGCCUCAGCCAGGCCGUCAUGCCGCUCUUCUGCUUCCAGCAGCGCAAGCCCCCACCCCCGGGGAAGAUGCACGCAUGGGAGCUGCUCGUCAAGUACUACGAGAUGAAGCACGGGCGCGAGUACAACCUCUCCCCCGCACGCAAGCUUUCCGAGUCGUUCAGUCUGGACAUCGUCGGCGGGACGGCCAUCACGGCCAAACAGACCCUCCUCAGUGCCAUCCACGACAUCGUGAGCACCCACGACCCGCUGAAGCGAAGCAUGGACUCCGAGUGGAAAGCCUGGGUGUGCUGCGCCCUGAACCAGGGACGGAUCGUAUCGUGGUGCCGCCUGGUGGUGCGUACCGCUCCCCUCAUCAGCAGUUACUACCAGGCCUGGGGCUUCACUGCCAAAACAAGCUUUGACCCAGCACUCCAGAUUCUCAACAGACUCACGGAAUUCAAGUUCAGUAUUCCAACCGACCUGGCCAUUCGGCAUUUCCAGAACAUUAAAGAUGCAUUUGGGGAAGGGGUGUAGUAGUUUUUGUAGCUAGUUUCUGUGAAAUGCUCAAGUCAAUGCAAUUCUACCAGGUGCAUUUGUUGUAUUUAUGUAGUGUUGAUACACAAUGUGUAUUUCUGUGAAAGAGUAACACAGUGGUAAGACAAACAGUUAUUCGUAGAUGUGACUUCCAAAGCUUUAACUUUGUGUCCUGUUAAUGCUGCUAAAAGCAAGACUUGUGUAUAGUGUUGUCAGGUACAGAACAUGUAUACUAUU
Branchiostoma floridae (Florida lancelet) is the source of this 2204-nucleotide messenger RNA. Its product is annotated as RUN domain-containing protein 1-like. The record is from RefSeq and is a predicted model, not a curated record. The transcript is spliced from 6 exons. Lineage: Eukaryota; Metazoa; Chordata; Leptocardii; Amphioxiformes; Branchiostomatidae. Bases 186 to 1967 code for a protein of 593 amino acids.